AUGCGUUUACAACACUUUGUAUGGGCCGCCCUGGCAGCUCUAGUCCACGCCUCCCCAAUUCAAAAUGCAGACACAACACCUACCUUCAACAUCAGCGCGAACAGCACCAGAACCACCUUCCCUCUCCCUCUCCCCGUCCAUCUCCCCCAGAUCAAAACAACAAAUGAUCUACUCCACACAUCCACCAUCCCGUUCGGUGUCUCAAUCACCCACUGCACGGUCCCAGGUACAAUUGCCCUGACCUUCGACGAUGGCCCAUUCAUCUACACAUCCCAAAUGCUAGAUACGCUCGCAGUCCACGGUGCCCGCGCUACUUUUUUUCUGAACGGCCAGAAUAAGGGCAAUAUCUAUGCUUUUCCGGACUUAGUUCAGAGGAUUGUUGCCGAGGGGCAUCAGUUGGGGUCUCAUAGUUGGAACCACCUCCCACUGGAUACACUCCCCUACCCAGACAUAAUCCGCCAAAUGACAGCCCUGGAAGAAGCAUUCCAGCACAUCCUCGGCUUCAUCCCAACCUACAUGCGCGCUCCAUAUCUGUACAUGAACCCAGUCGUGCUGCAGGCCAUGACCGACCUCGAGUAUCAUGUCAUCGGCGCUAGCAUUGACACGAAGGAUUAUGAGAAUGAUGAUCCAGGCACGAGCUGGCGCAGUUUUGAGCGGUUCAAGGUUGGGCUUGAUGCCGGAGGGAAUGUUGUACUUGCGCAUGAUUCGCAUGAGAAUACUGUUGCUGUUCUUGUUGAUAAUCUUCUUGGGGAGGUUAAGAGCAGGGGGUUGAGUCCUGUUACCAUUGGCGAGUGCCUCGGGGAUCCGGCUGACUUGUGGUAUCGUUUGGGGAGGUAG
Molecule: messenger RNA, 837 nt
Organism: Penicillium antarcticum
Lineage: Eukaryota; Fungi; Ascomycota; Eurotiomycetes; Eurotiales; Aspergillaceae
Product: chitin deacetylase
Exons: 3
Coding region: 1-837 (278 amino acids)
Biological process (GO): carbohydrate metabolic process
Molecular function (GO): hydrolase activity, acting on carbon-nitrogen (but not peptide) bonds
Source: RefSeq, a predicted model, not a curated record